Molecule: messenger RNA, 12815 nt
Organism: Uranotaenia lowii
Lineage: Eukaryota; Metazoa; Arthropoda; Insecta; Diptera; Culicidae
Gene: Hr4
Product: hormone receptor 4
Exons: 8
Coding region: 2473-6330 (1285 amino acids)
Biological process (GO): regulation of DNA-templated transcription
Molecular function (GO): zinc ion binding; sequence-specific DNA binding; DNA-binding transcription factor activity
Source: RefSeq, a predicted model, not a curated record
CGGGCCCCGGCGGAAUCUGCUUCGUUCAGUUGGUAACCUACUUUGCUUCGAUUCGUACACGUUUUUCCCAACUCUCGCUCGAUCGCUUGCCCGGUCGCUCGGUCGCGUGCGCCCGCGCUCACUCACCAAUCCGUUUAACUUUUUUUUCUGUGUAAAAAAUCUUCAAUCACGACAGGAACCACCGAGGAAAACUGCUGACUGCUGUACACUUCCUUGAUUUUCCUAAACGGUGACAGCCGCCCGUCGUCCCGGUAACUUUAAUUUCCCUCCGGGGGCAAAAAGUGCAAUUUUCCGGAAAGUGUCGCAAUUACUGCAAACCGGAACAUUGAAGAGCUCCUGGUUCAUUGAAAUUAGUGGGUGUUGUUAAGGAGGUGUUUUACCUUUCCAAGAUUCUAUAAUCUUCUCUAAUUUGCCGUAAGCUUACUUUUCCGCUACACAAAGUUCCACUCGACUGUCAGAGAUAGUUUGUUUUGAACGACAAGUUCAACGACUCGUUCAACAUUAGAAUAAAAAGUGUUAUAUUUAGCAGUUCGGUGACCGAAAUACAUACACGGAAAUCGUUGAACUGAUCGGAGUAGGUGGUGACAAUAUGCUAAUUGAUACGGGCCCGAUACGGUAUCGCACCAUCAUCGUCAAUUGGCAGGCAGUGUCGUCGGCCUACUAAGAGCAACAAUCCUUGAAGGAUCGAACAGCAACGGUUGUUUCUUCGUGGCUCAUCAUCAUCAUCAACUUGAUUCUCCGUUCGGCAUUGACCUUAAACCAGCUGUCGCUUCUUGCGCCCGGACGAGGUGCAAGAUUCUCUCUGAUGUGGGAUGUAAACAAGUGAUCUUACAUACGCUGUUGGCGGAAUGUGUUUUUAAAAGGCAACAUUAUUUACGGCGAGUGCAAGUGCAUCAAAUGACUGGCCUUGGGGUGAAAGCAAGAAGAAAGCAGGAAGACGUGUGAUCUACAGUACUAUAAAAGUGUCUCGUAGUUGCAAAGAUGCUCUAAAGUAUUUUUAUAUGAACCGUGUUUAAGUGUAUAAGUGUUUCUUAGUAUGGAUUAAGAUCGUUCCUGGCGACUACGGAAUAACAUCGCGUAGCAGUAGUUCGAUGACGACCACCGUGCUCAAUUCGUCUCGAUCUUGAUCGAAUAUAGCUGAAUCCUGUGAAGAACGAUUUCACCGUUUAAGACUGAUCUGUGUGUGAUAUAAAAAACGACAUAAAUUCAAAUAACCCAAGCGUAGACAACGUGAUAUCGUUACUAUUUAUCUGCACAUAGGCCUACUAUAUAUAUCGAGCGUGUUCUUUAAUGUGUGAAGCUGAUUAAAAACAAGUGUCUUGUUAACAACUCUACAAAACCGGCCGUCCAUCGUAUCUCUAUUUUAAUAUAAAUAAAUUAUAACCGCCAGCAUUUUCUAAAGAGAGAGUAAACACUGCCGCUUAUUUCUUCGGAGGAGAUCAGCUGAAAUCCAGACAUACGGGAUUGCAGUUUUUUGUUUUGUAACAUAGUUGCAUUUUCUAAGGAUACCACACAAAGUGAUUCAUCAUCGACUAGUUAGUACUUCGUCUUUACCGCGACGUAUUGUCGUUUACUGCCGAAGCGAAAAGAAAGAAGUGUUCAAACAGAAAAUGUAUUUUUAUCAGCUGUUGAACCUUGAAAGGAGCUUGCUGAAGCUGCUAGUUUAAUAGUGAAGUAAUCAAAGAAUAACACUGCCCAUGUUUCAUCACAGUAGUCUGUUUACUACCGAGUGACCUUUGCAUGAGGCAAUAUCAAUUGUGCACCCGGGAAAAAAGCAGCGAUUACUUACUAUACGCAACGUUCGUCGUUGGCGAUAGGAUGGAGCAGAGAAGAGCAGAACUUGCGACGAGAAAAUAAUCGCACCCGCGACAACUGAUUCCCGUUUCAAGUUUAUCAAAAUAUUUACAAAGUGACUGAGAAUGCAGCGGAGAAGUGCUUCCUGAUAGUGUAGAGAAAAUCGUGAAAAUUACAAGCCAAGAGUGUACAGUCAAUUAACCUAGCCCUGAGAUCACAAUGUGAAUGAAUCGAUCGAAGGCGGCUCUGCAUACAGCGCCCGGGAUGAAUUGAUUACGUACAACCUCACUCACAACAACGGCUUUCUUCGAUCCUAGAGUGUUUUUUUGCUCUUUUGCUGAUUCGAUUCAGUGUGUGACUAACAGUGUUUACAAAAUAUCCUACCAUGAAGAUCGCAACAAUGACGUUCGCACCUCAGCUGCAACUGAUUGCACCGGAUAAAACUUCAUCCAGCAACAAUCUAGAGUGUACGACCUAUCGCGGGCACUCGGAAACGGUACUUUAAGAUAAAGGAAAGGUUCAAAGUGCUUGAACGAGUUCAGUGUAACCCGGAAAAAGAAAUAAAGCGAGGCUUAUCGCCAGACACGCAUCCCGAAACGUGUUUGCUUUCGCGUGAGCGCGUCAGUCCCUCCCUAAAGAACCCUGUUUUGUGAGAGAAAUCCAGAACUCGUUGCGAAAAUGACGUCUCUAGGAAUUAUGACACUGAGCCGUGGACCCUACAGCGAGCUCGAUAAGAUGAGCCUUUUCCAAGAUUUGAAGCUGAAACGAAGAAAAGUUGACUCACGAUGUAGCAGCGAUGGGGAAUCAAUAGCGGACACUAGCACUUCAUCACCGGAUCUUCUUCAGCCACUGUCGCCAAAGAUGUGCGAUCAGCAGCAGUCAACAGAUCAGUUAGAAUUGGAAGAGCACGGUCAGUUAGAAGAGGACGGUUCACCGAUUCCGGUUACAGCCGAAAAUAAUCACCACCUCCAAAACCAUCAUCAUCAUCAUCAACAGCAACAACAACACCAUCUGCAUCACCACCAUAAUCAGCUCCACCAGCAGCAUUCGCAUGGGCAUAGCCACGCGAGCAAUAAUGUCGAAAACAACAACACUCUAACAAACAAUAACAAUAACAACAAUGACUGUCUAACAUCACCAAAGCUCGCGUCUGCGCAGCAUGACGAUGAGCUUAAGGAGGACGAUGGCAGCAGCGAUAGAGCAUCGCCAGAUUCGCCGGGUUUGCUUAUAGAUGAAACGCCGCCCUCGAGACUGAAACCGGCAAUGACUGAUCCUGGUGGUCCUCCCGGACAUGGAGGUUCGUUCUCCAAUUCCACAGGAAACGCCAGUGUGAUACGAUCGGUGUCCUACGAGCGGCCUCGAUCUACAAGUCCACCCUCGAGUAGUAACCACAACAUGGCGCUCAUGAACUCGAUUCAACGGUUACAACAACACUACAAUCCAAACAAUAAUGGUGCUGCAGGUGGUCCAGAAAACAACCAAAAUGGUUCCGGCCAUUCGCUACAACAGCAGCAACAUGUGACCGUACUAGUCACCCCGUCUCGUAUGAAAGCAAGUGACCAACCGGCAACGCUAGUCACGCUCGGGAUGCGGAAACAAGCUCCACCGUCAAUUAAUCUAGCAAACAACAACAACAGCAGUAGCAACAACACCAACGGUAGCAGUAGUAUUAAUUGUAACGGCAGUAAUAGUAACGGUAGUAAUAAUAUCGAAGAGCCUAAUAGACUUACAUCGACACCACAGAGUUCAACUUCGUCAUCACCGCAGUCGUCAACAUCGUCAUCGUCAUCGUCGUCGACAUCCAGCUCAUCACCCGGUGGACAGCAGAAUCUAUCUCAGAUCCAAACUUUUCAACAACCCCCAUUCGGAGGCCUCUCCAAAUCUCCAUCUAGUCAAUCGUCAAAUCACAACAACAACAACAGCUUAAGUCUCCAACAGCAGCAACAUUACGCCCAACAGCAAAUGUUUCAGGCCAUGCAGCAGCAAAUACGAAUCAAGAAGGAGCGCAUGCCACAGCAGUAUACGAUCGUUAACCAGAACACCAACACUUCACUGCUUCCAGGCGGUGGCAAUCUACGGCAGCAGAACAUUCAAAUGAUUCCAAAUCCCCAGCAGCAGUUGUACAUCAAGCGAGAACGAUCUCAUACCAAUCAGAACCAUACCAUGGUCAACAUGACCUCGAAUGGUCCCGGGAACCACCAAAGGCAGUCGCCAGCCAGUCCGGUACAAAUCUGCAACAGCACAUCGCCAAUGCAACCACCAAUGUCCCCAAGUCAACAGCAACAAGGUCGACAGCAGAGUCCGGUUCAUCUAGGACCAGGCAGCAUGCAACAGUCGCCGCACAUCGUCAUCAAACGUGAACGACAACCUACCGGCAAUCCUGGCAUGCAACUUUCACCCAACAAUCAACGGUUACCAAGUCCUAUUCAAGUGAGUCCCACCACAUCGCCCCUUAAUCCUGCCCUCCAACUUCGCCAUCCCAUCCGGGAUGCAGCCAUACUAUUUCGUGUCAAAAACGAAGCGCAAGUACCAAAUUUUAUGCCCCAGCAUGCCGUUGGUGGGAUUCCGAGUCGGAUGAACCUGUGGCCGAGUCCCCAGCAGCGUAUCAACGGCGUCAAGCCGGAAGUGAUUGGUGGUCCACUGCCACCACUACGAAACCAAAUAUCCCCGCAACAGUCCCCCCAUCAGAGCCCUGGAUCGGCUGCCUCGCAAACGCCACCCCGAAAUACUCCCACGGUCAUCAUGGGCGAAUCGUGUGGUGUGAGAACCAUGGUCUGGAGCUAUGAUCCCCCAUCGCAAGUACAAAACGCAACACCGCCAAUUCCGCCGAGUCCGUCGUCCGGUGUGGGAACUCCCGGUCCCGGGCAGGGUCCUCCCCCGACGCUAAGUGGCAUCCCGCAGUCACCCGGGAACCAUCACCAUCACCAGAACAGCAACAGCAGCAGCAGUAGUAGCAGCACCAACAACAAUGAGGAGGCUGCCCAUCUGCUGCUCAGUCUGGGUCAAACCGUAAGGCAAAAUGAGGCUCAACCAUGGACACCAAGUCGGACAGGAUUGCCGCUGAAUAUGGAACGAUUAUGGGCUGGCGAUUAUGGCCAAUUUCCCACCACUCAUCAGACGCAUGCCCUCAACCUAACCUCGCAACAACCCUGGAAUCUACCACCUGGUCCGAAGAAGGAAUUGCUCGAAGAUAUGCCCCCGGAUGAGGACGAACAACCCCUGGUGUGUAUGAUCUGCGAAGACAAGGCCACCGGACUGCAUUACGGAAUCAUUACCUGUGAGGGUUGCAAGGGGUUCUUCAAGCGGACGGUUCAAAACCGACGAGUCUACACCUGCGUCGCCGAUGGUACCUGCGAGAUCACCAAAGCCCAGCGUAAUCGUUGCCAGUAUUGUAGAUUUAAGAAAUGCAUCGAACAAGGCAUGGUGCUGCAAGCUGUUCGAGAGGAUCGCAUGCCCGGUGGACGAAACAGUGGAGCGGUUUACAACCUGUACAAAGUUAAAUAUAAGAAACACAAGAAAGCCAACCAAAAAGGAGGUCAUCCCAACCACCAGAAGCUGGGAAUGCCGGGUGUCGACAACCCGAAGUCGCUGUACAUGACAUCAUCGACAACGCCGCCAAUCAAGUCGGAAAGUAUUAGCCUACCAUCGCACUUGGUCAAUGGAACCAUCUUGAAGACAGCACUGACCAAUCCGAGCGAAAUCGUGCAUUUACGUCAUAGACUGGACAACGCCGUCAGCUCGUCCAAAGAUCGGUCGAUCUCAUACGAGCAAGCCUUGAACAUGAUACAUACCCUUAUAGACUGUGAUGCUAUGGAGGACAUAGCGACCCUGCCGCAUUUUAGUGAAUUCCUCGCCGACAAGACGGAAAUUGGUGACAAGCUGUGCAACAUCGGCGAUUCCAUUGUACAUAAGCUCGUCUCGUGGACUCGAAAGUUGCCUUUCUACAUGGAAAUCCCGGUUGAGAUCCAUACGAAGCUACUGACGGACAAAUGGCACGAGAUACUGGUGCUAACAACGGCCGCGUAUCAGGCGAUGCAUGGCAAGAAAAACAUCAGCAACCAACUACAAACGCCGACGGCAGGCAAUGGCCCUGGAGGUGGGACCAGCCUUCCUCCCGAUAAACAGGAUCCCGAAUUUGUCGAAGAGAUUACGUCACACCUACACACGUUACAAUCCUGCCUAACUACACUCAUGGGUCAUCCCAUAUCGAUCGAGCAGCUGAAAAUCGACGUCGGGGAGAUGGUGGAAAAGAUGACCCAGAUCACGAUCAUGUUCCGGCGGAGCAAGCUGAAGAUGGAAGAGUACGUCUGUCUGAAAGUUUACAUUUUGUUGAACAAAGAAGUCGAUUUGGAGAUCAUACAGGAACGGUAUAUACAAGUACUUAGGACAUACCUACAGCAUACCAUCCCGCAUAGUCCCAAUAGACUGUCCGAUCUCCUCUCGCAUAUACCUGAGAUUCAAACGGCUGCCAGCUUGUUGUUGGAGAGCAAAAUGUUCUACGUACCCUUUGUCCUGAACUCGGCCAACAUCAGGUAGCAGAUGAUCGAGCAAGGUAUGAUCGAGCCUUUCGAGUAUGAACAACAAUCGAUGGAAGAAUCACAAGAGAUCAAUAGUUAUGCAUCAGCUCAAGGUAGCAGUAGCAGAAGCAGCACCACCAUCACCAAAUCAGAGGUAGAUCCAUAUGGUCCACCGCAAUCGGUGGCAUCUUCGGAAUCUCUGGUCAUCCAUAGAUGUUCAACAGUCUCGGCAACCACAACAACGUCAUUUACCGACACUCAAUCGCAUCCGAUGCAACAGAUUGGUCCGAUUCAGCAUCACUCACAGCAGCAGCAACAACAGCAAAUCAUUCCCCUAUUGCAUCAACAACAGCAGCAGCAACAACAACAACCGAUUACGCCCGCUCGAAACAAUGGCGCCGUGACGAUUGUUUUCAUCAAAACCGUGUUACCUGAUGAGUGAGUUUGAGAGUUUCGCCAACCCCGAUUUGCCUCUAGUUUGAGUUUUUAUCCGCACCUACCUUUCUUACCUUAAAUUGCAAACAAUUUCGGAGUCGGGAACUGUCUGGCCCUGAACUCAGUAGGGAUGAAAUAAGUUUGAUUUCAAAUCGCAACACGUUACCAUAGAUUUACACAGUCGAAGUAGGAUCGCUUACCCAAAUCCCAUUUGAAAGAAGGGAUGGGAGUGCUAAACCUCGUGACUAAAUGUUUCCAAUCUCGAGUUGAAUCUCGUUGAUUUUGUCUUUGUUUAUGUUUAGAGCUUAUUCAAUAUCUGCAUGCAUGAAUUAUUUAUUUUUUCAAAUAUUUUUUUAAAAAUUUUUUAAACUGUUUUCCAAGCUACGUUGCAGUCUAAUGUACCGCGAAAUUUAUAGAAGAAAGUACCAUUUUUAACGUGGAUAGCACAGAUGUAUUGCAUUAAUAUAUACAUAUAACAUGUCUGGAAUAAAUGUAUAGACAAAAAAAAGAGAAACUUUUUGCAUAUACACUUAAAAAUAUACACAUACAUAGAUUUUGUCGAAAGCAUGGAAAUUAUCCCAACAUAAGGAAAAUAUGUAUUUAAUGACACUUUUUACCUUUGAAAAAUAACCUGAAUGAGCUGUAUUGCAUUCGAAUGUGCUAUAUUGCAACUCAACCGAUUGUAAUAUUCAUCUAAGCAACCAAAGGUUUUCAAAGGCGCUACUUAGAUCACACACUCACAUACAUACGCAGGUAGAUGCUGUAUGAUGAGUUUCUCAAAGGGGGCGGGCGAAAAGUAAAGACGCUCAUUCACACAAUGAACACACGUGGAUUAGCAUGCUUAAUCACAAACAUACACAGCAAGUGCGUAUGAAUAUGAUUGCUGAAUUCGGAUCAAGAAACGGAACCAAAUUGCACACGUUAGGGUGGCUGUGUUCAUGUUUUUUUUUUGUUUCUCACAAAAGAUCACAAACUUAUUUUUGUAACUUGAAAUAGAUUCCUAAAACAUUUUGUCAAAUCGAAACAGCCCAAACAAAAUUUAACAAAUUCGUAUACCAAUUAACUUUUACAAAGAUUUCUCUAUAUUCUCAAGGAAAUAGACAGUUAAAAUUGUAUGCACUGACAAAAAUAGCAGCAUAUUUUCGUUUAAAAUCGUCCAUGGUUGGGAAGCAAAAUGAAAAAUUUGGACAAAGCCACAAUUGACACAAAAAAAACGCAAAAUUACAACAGCAUGGUUACACAUUCAAGGAAAAGAGAAUAACUUUUUCCGCUACUAGGAAGUCUGAAAUCAAAUGCCUUCUAUAUUAAAUUAAUUAAAACAAAAACAAAUAAAACAAGCGAUUGUAGAUGUAAUAUCGAUAAGAAUAGAAACGCAUAAAGAUAAAUGUAGCGCGCGCGUACGGUGCAAAAAUUUUCCCCGUUUCUCUGAAUUGCGUUAAACAAGUAUAUUACUGAAAAUGGAUAAAAUUUGCGCUAACAUUAUUCACAGUACGACAAACUGGAGUGAUGAGGAAACGCAAAAGUGCAUCUAUAUCGAGCGUUUAAAUAAAUAAAAACAGUACUCGUAAUUGAACAUAUAUAUAUUUUUUAUAUAUUUGAUUGAUCGGUUCAUUGUUGUUCUUCUUAUUAAUAUUUUUAUUAGCUAAUUUUACAACAACAAAAUAAACAUCGUAGUAAGCCCGCGGUAAAAUACACAACACACGGCAGCACAGAUCACGUACCAUAUUUGAAUGAAAAAUGAAACAACUCUAAUGAAAGCGCAUAUAGUAGGCCGAGGUUCAGAACAAAAUUUGUCUAGGAACACGUGAUUUGGCUUGUUCACUUCACACACGACAUCAUUCAUCAUCAGACACUGAACAAAAACACCCCCAAAAAGUUACGUACUGACACAUCCUAAGAGAAAAUUGUAUUGUUUAGAUUUUUCUAAACUGAAAUCCUAUUUGGUCCGAAGUAUGGCACCUGUGGAGAAAAACAUCAAUAGGAGAAAAUAUUCACAGUUUUUGCUUUUAUAAUCGAAAUAUUCAAUCCCAACUUUUCCUCUUCUCACACUUUUCUUACAAGAUGAUGCUGGAAAAGUUGGGGCCUCACUCCCUGUUCCCAUCUGGAACACUCUAACGCGAAAAAAAACCGUAGUUUGGUAAGGAACUAAAUGCUUUUAACGAUGGACUCAAUUGCGCGGAAUAACGACAUGUUGCUUUUGAUUUUGACUCCUUUCACGUUUGGAGUUACGGAGAAAUUAUACAUAUACCUAGAUGUUAGUGACGAGGAAGUUUCUUGUGUAGGAUUUUUAUAGGUAAAAACACUUAUUGAGUAUGCCGAUUUUAGUUAGUGAUAACAAGGAAUGUUUUCCUUGCGUUUGUUUUCGUUUUGUGUAGAACAAAUUUGAUUGAAAAGCAUACCGGUUUAAGAAGCAACUAUUACUGUAGGCAGACAGACGUUACGUUUUUUUAAUUUGAAAACAUCACAAGCAAGCACUUGUUUUUUUUUAAAUAUUCAGACUUAGCCGUAGGACUACGGUCCACUAGUUAAAAUAGUGGACACAGCGAAAUGACCAAAACUGAUACAUUGAUCCUCCUGAUUUUUUUAAAGAUAGCAAGUAAUAUUUUGAAUAAGUGUCGAUAAAACCCCUUUAUUAGUAGGUGAAUUAUUUAUCCGCAGUACGCGUUUUUAUUGUAAACCGAAUAAUUGAAUGAAGAAGAAAAAAAACAAUAAUUCAAAACUAACACUAACUAUUUUGGAACUGUUCAGAGACUCAUUUUUUUAACAUAGCUUAAAAAUGGCGUUAUAUGUAUUUAUAUUCGAGACAAAAAAUGUUUUGUUUAAUCGUUUUUCACUCGUGGAUUUUUUCCAAUGCCAGAAGCUACAUUUUUUCUAGCUUGUACGUGCGUUUACGGAACGACUCGAAACCAAAAAUUUAGGAAAUGUAAACUUGUAUUUGUAUAGGAAAACUUUAAAGGAAAACAAACGACGGCUGAUCUACCGUUAACAAAUUCUCAUCACCUAAAAUUUCUGUUGGUUUGCCACACACACACACCCAAACAUUUAUCGUCAUUCUUUCUCUCUAAAAACUAAAAAAAAACAAACGGCAAGUUACAUCAAAAAUAAAAGUGUAAUUCAUGCAUCGACUAAUACCACAAAUCAAGAUAAAAAAAAAACUAUACACGUGCACUGCAUUUAACAUAACCCUUCAGCUUUCGAAACAACUCAUUGUUUUGUCUACUACUGUAAAGGGCUAUCUUAUACGAACCACCUUCCUACCCCUCCCCUUAAAUCCCUGUCCCCCAUUCGUCAUGUGUAAACAGUUAAAUUUCCCAUUCCUUUGUAAAAACACAAUACAAAAUCAAGAUUAUGUGUCUGAUCGUCAAAAAACAAUUAUUAAAAAAGAAUACAGAGAACAGAAACAUACAAACAAACAAACAAACAAACCGAAAAUCAAACAGAAAUCCCCUUAUUAUGGAACCGUUGUUACCAGUGAAACCAUAUUACUUAUAAAUAAUUGUGUAAAAAGUAUGGAGAACAUGGAACUGCCCGUAAAACACAAGCCAGAAGAAAAUGAUAAUACAUAGACUAAAACAAAACGCUACCGUACUAGCCAUUCACCGUUGAUGCAAACGAAUAGAAAAAAAGGAAAACAAAAAUUACAUUCACCUUAGACGAUAAAACAAGUAUGCAAGCUCACAUAGUCUCACAAAUUACAAAAAAAAAAAAAAGAAAAUAUGCAUUCACACACACCGAAAAAUAUGCAGAAAAGAAAAAAAAACAAACCUAAGAAAAAAGCACACUGCAAAACAAUAGAGAGAAGCGAGAAAAAAACCGUAAUAAAAGACUAAACGUAAAUAUAAACUGUUUAAAAUAGCGCCCGAGUGCAUCCCUGUUUGACACUGAGCAAAACUCACGUGUUAAACCUUCAUACAUAACAGGAACAAGAACAAGUUACCCUGCCCCGAAUCCCCGAAUCGAAGCAAAACCAGAAAGGGUUCGAAGCAAUAGUCAGACGAAACUGGGAAAUCAACACUGCCACAGAGACCCAGGAAAAUUCCUCAUUUUUGUCACAAAUACAGAACCUCUAGUAAUACACUAAAAAAAACUUAUAUGGUGAACAAACAAACAACAACUGCCAGUAGCACGUCUACCUUACUAAAAUCAUAACUCUCAAGGAACAAAAUUUGAAAAUUACUGAAAUUUUUUAAACAUGUUUACGGCUGUACCUAAUUUUAGUCACACAAACAUGGAGGAGGUUUUUUUUCAUUCGGGCUGUUGUCUUUAUUUGAAGUCAAAACGUAGUAGCAACACUUUUUAAAUAAAAAUUAUUCAGAUGAAAAAAUGAUAUCAAAAUUGGUUGAUUCCUUUUUAUUUAUCUCAGAAGUUAUUUCUAUUCCAAAAAAAAAGGUAAAACUAUCUGUCAUUUUUUUUUUCUGUAAGUUCGGCUUUUAGUUUUGUUUCUGUAUGAUCAGAUUUCCAAAGUUUCGUGAUUUCUGAGAGUAUUCCUACUUUUCUACCUCAAAAUCAAUUGUUUUUGCAAAGUUACCAUUUAAGCUUUCGCAUUUUCCUUAAAAGUACAUAUUUUCACGAUUGUUCAUAACCAGUUCGGAUUGAAUUUUCGAACACUUAAGUAAAAAAACAACAAUAACCACGUGAACCUCUUCAUGUUUGUAAAACCCAAUUCGGACUGAAAUAAGCUGUUCAACUUGAUUUUCAAAAAAAAAAAACGUUAACAGAAACAACAAAAUAAAUAUAAAUACAUUCAGUAAAGUUCACCGCUGUUCAAAGUCAAAUUAGCAUUAUUUUUGCUAUUUUUUUUUUUGUUUGUGUUCGUUACUCCAAACCUUUAGUUUUGUUGUGAUAAUAACCCGUACUAUUGUUGUUCCUUAUUGUUUCUAAACAGACACUUCUAGCAUUUUUUUUCAAAAGUAUAUGGAACCUUCAAUCUUGGCCCCAAUGGCGACAUACUCGAAAAAAGAAACGAUCUAGCCAUUAUUAAAUUAGCACUAAAUUGUUUAAUAAGAGAGUAAUAAGUAUGUUUUAGCUACAGUGAUAAGUACCGUACGUCGUAGGUUUAGUAAUUGUAUUGCAUUAAUUGCGGAACGCGAGGAAGCGAGGUGGUUCAAAGUUACCAAAACCCCAGAGUAAAAUAGUGAUUGUUGACAAAUGCUGAGAGAAGAUAGACAAAGUCAAAUUAAUAACCUGCAGCUUGCUGCGGGAAGGAUUUCAAUACCAUUUCCUAGUUCUUUCGAUUGGAUUCGUGUCACCGUUUGGCCAAGAUUGAAGUGAAAAUAUUCUUUGAGAAAAAAACACUCUCAUUUCUCGAUUUUUCACCUUUCCAACUGGCAAUUUUGGUAAGCAAAUAUGUUUUUCAAUGAAAAUUGAACCGGUUGAAAAGAACAGCAAUACUUUCGUUCAUAACGUUCAGUCUUUAAAAGACGAUCAGAAAACAGCACUGCCACUACUUUUAGAUUUUCUAUAGACUGUAAUACUAUUUACACUGAUAAACCGGGAAACUGACUUAUAGCUUUCAACUAACCCAAAACAGGAUUUCCAAAAACCCUUCACAUCUCCCUUCAGGCACUCAAUCUUUUCGUUUCUUCUACUCUACAUCGUUUAUUAUCCCAGAUCCAAUGUGUUGGAUCUUCGAAAUGUUCCAAAUAAAUAGUUAUCAACUUUAGUGGCCAUCAAUUCAUUAAUGAUAAAGAAACAAAAGAAAAACUUUUUAACCAUACAUUUCUUACCCGCAUCGCAACCUAUAAAUUUCAUCAUCAAUACCAAUCAGUCGAAAAAGAGAGAGUUACAAAAAACCUGUAAUCUAUGAAAUACAGCAACAUCGUUAUAGUGAAAACCACACAUACACACGUGUACAUUUAGUAAAAGAAAACAAAAAAGAGAACAACCGAUAUAACAAAUCACUGCCGUUUCUCAAGUAUAUACAAAUAUAAAUAAUCAUAAGGCGGGUGUUGAUGACAGAAAAAAAUGUAGUCGCAUUUGAAGCUCGUGGGCGAAAAGCAACAUAAACAAACAAACAAACAUAAUUCAAACACACACCGCCAACCACAAACAAAAACACACACGCGCGAU